Cucumis melo (muskmelon) is the source of this 1001-nucleotide messenger RNA. RefSeq lists its product as uncharacterized. NCBI's taxonomy places the organism in Eukaryota, Viridiplantae, Streptophyta, Magnoliopsida, Cucurbitales, Cucurbitaceae. The coding region runs from base 295 to 810 and encodes 171 amino acids. The transcript has 2 exons. Gene Ontology annotation, molecular function: RNA binding. The record is from RefSeq and is a predicted model, not a curated record.
CCGUAGUAUUAUAUAUAUCUUAAUAACGUUAGAAAUUUGGUAAAUUUGGUUGGAUCAGGUUAACUCAAAUUUUAUUUAAAAAUCCGAAUACUUUGGGCAAUUGUGCAAUUAAGUCGGAGAAAUAGUCUACUUAAUGAAUACCCCGUUUUCUUAAGCAGUGUUUUAGGCCCAUAUUUCCUCAACGGCCCAAGAACACAACAACAAACCCAAUAGGCCCAAAAGAAAACAACAAGGGAGAGAAGCAAAUUUACAGAAACGAAGAAGACGAAGAAAACACAUUCACAAACGCCUCUAAUGGCGCAGGCCGUUCAGAAGAACACUCUAUACGUCGGUGGUUUAGCGGAGGAGGUGAACGAAUCUAUUCUUCACGCAGCCUUCAUUCCCUUCGGCGACAUCAAAGACGUCAAGACGCCAUUGGAUCAAGCCACACAGAAGCACCGUUCCUUCGGUUUCGUCACUUUCUUGGAAAAGGAAGAUGCAUCCGCUGCUAUGGAUAAUAUGGACGGAGCUGAGCUUUAUGGUCGCGUGCUUACUGUUAACUAUGCCCUCCCUGAGCGUAUCAAGGGUGGUGAACAAGGAUGGGCCGCUCAACCUAUUUGGGCGGAUGCGGAUACGUGGUUUGAAAGGCAGCAACAAGAGGAGGAAAUGCAGCGUCUUCAAGCUGAGAAUCGAGCAGCUAUGGAGGCUGCGGAGGAGCUGCACAGGAAGAAACUAGCGCAGGAACGAGAAGGGGAGAAAGACGAGGAGGUAGACACCAAGGACGAUCCCAUGGCCAAGGCUGAAGCUGAGGUCUUAAGACAGAAGAGUUGAAAAGAAAAACUACCAUUCUCUGAGGUUCCUCUUCACAAUGAUAUUCUCCUUCUGUUCCCUAUAGUUAAUUCCAUUCACAAAGUAUAGUUUGAUAAGCUGAAAAAUAUUCACCUUUCAUGAAAAUUUGUAAUCUUAUUGAAAAAAAAAACCUUAGAAAGUAGGAGUUUUUAGCACUGUUGUUUUUUAGUUCA